This is a messenger RNA of Tetrahymena thermophila SB210, 1482 nucleotides long. Its product is annotated as transmembrane protein, putative. NCBI's taxonomy places the organism in Eukaryota, Ciliophora, Oligohymenophorea, Hymenostomatida, Tetrahymenidae. The transcript has a single exon. The record is from RefSeq and is a predicted model, not a curated record.
UUUAGAAGAAAAUUAUAGUAAAUAGCCAGCAAAUAAAAUAGUGUAUUUAAUUUUAUGAAGCUUAGCAUUAUUUUACUUUUUGUCUUUGCAAUUCUUUUGAACUUUUCAUCAUGCUAGGGUAAUGGUCAAAACAACAAUAACAAUCAAAACUAAACAUAACAUGCAGGAAAUAAUUAGUAGUAGCCACCACCACCAAUGCCAUAUUAGCCUUCCUUGAAGCCAAAUCCCAAUUAUCCAGGUAGAGAUCGUUGUGAUUAAAAAUCAUGUUAAAGCUGCUAUUACUAAAUAUGUAUUAAAUGCAAUGAGGAUUAUUACUUGACAGAUGAUUAUUACUGUAAUUCAAGAGAUGAUUUCGAAGAUAGAGGAGAUGGAUAUUCUUAAGCAGUUGGUAUUAUAAAUAUUAUUUUUUUAAUAGUAGUUCAUCAUGGAUGGACAAUCAUCUCAAGAAAAAAUUUAAAUAAGUAUUUGUAAUCUUAACAAAAUUAAGAGCCUCAACUAAAUUAGCAAGCACUUUAAAUGCUCUAGCAACAAAACAACAUUUAAAAUAAUAAUGGUUAAAACUCUCCUUAGCUAUUAAAAAUAGGAGCUCCUAGCGAAUUUGAUACUGUCAGUAAAAAGAGUGCAUUUGAACCAAAUAUUUAUGAUGAAAAAAACAAUAUAUUUGGAUACAACUAAAAUUAGGCUAGCAAAAUACCCAAUUUUGAUAUUGAUAACAACAAUAAUAAUGGAGCCCAUUCUAAUAUUGUUAGUGGAUAUCCCAUAUCUUAGAAUUAAGGCUAAUUCUAAACAAAUUUUGUUCCUCAAUUCUAACCAUAAUAAUAAAUUUAAUAGUAAUAAAGUCUUUAAUAACCUCAAGGAUAGUAGAAAUAAGAUACCUAAUAAAUUAUUGUAACCUCUGAUUUAAAUGGUUAUUGGCUAACUUAAGCAGGAAAGUUUUCAUUUCCACUAUUUAGCAAUUUCCACAGAAUUAAGCAUGUUACAAUUAACUUGAUUAUAUUGCAAAGGACUAUGUCUUCUAUGAUUUACUGGGCAGGAAGUAGAGGUGAUGAUGAUGAUACUGAUGAGAGAAAAGAACUCUUGUUUUUGGCGUUUUUAGGUUGUAUGAUUAUGUAUUGGUUAUUUACUUUCAUACCAGCAUUAGUUUUAAAGAUUUUUUCAUUUUGCUUUUGCUUAAAACAAGAUCCAAAUGGAAUGUGCAGUGCACGCUUUAUAGCAAUCAUUUUUUAUGGUACUUCUUUUCUAAUGACUGUAGUAACUACAAGUGUUUUAUUCAUGAUGACAGGAUUUGAAGCCUAGGUUUGGAUUCUUCUCUGUUUAGCUGCUUGGCUUAUAAUAGUCUUUUUUGACAAAAAAUCUGUAGAAUAUGCUAAAAAAAACAGAGGAGGAUUUUUGGAAGGUAUUAUUAAAUUUAGAAAAAUAGAUUUCUCCAUACCUCAAUCUCCAUAGCAAAUCUAAUAAAAUGCAAAUCAAAUAUAAAAUUGA